GGAACUUAGCAGUACAUGAAUUUAUAACUUUUGGUUUAAGAACCAACCAUACAGAGAGCGACCUAUUUAUUUCGCGAUAACCCCCUGCAAAGCACUUGAUCCAGAGUCCACGACCUAUUCGCUUCCCCAUUGUCCGCCACGCGAUAUUGUAUGCGUAAACGCGCCCGAGCCGCUUCGUCCACGAUCACCAGAAUUACCGCGUCCUUCAGUUCGAACUAAGCGUGCUUAUAAGUCUCUGAAAAUAAAUCAUUACCCUGCUACGACUGCUGCGACUUUAGUUGCGUCGCCAUGCCUACCAAAGAUACCAGAACCGCGUCCGGCUUGGGUGCGUCUCCAGAGAUCACAGGUCAAAGCUCUCUUCCUAGUACGUCCAACGUACCCUUGAUGUCCGUAUAUAUCCACUUGCUAAGGCUUUGUUAGUCUCUCGUAUUAAGAAGAUAAUCCAACUCGACGAUGAUAUUGCCCAAUGCUCGAACAAUGCGACCUUUGUCGUCGCAAUGGCUACGGUACUGUGGCUUAUCCCCUCGCCUCGACAAUGACUAAACGGAUUCAGGAACUCUUCAUCCAAUAUCUCGUGGAACAAGGGCAUAAUGUUGUCAAAUCGGAACGGAAACCUCGAAAGACUAUUCAGUACAAGGACUUGGACAACCUAGAAUUUCUCGCCGAUGUCAUACCGAAGACGACAACAUAUAAACAGUUCAAGGAGAAGCGAGCGAAGGAAUCAGGCAAGGACCUCGAGAUCGAAAAAGGACAGCGCACGCUAAACGGGUCUCUACCACCGGUAGCUGAGACAGAGAAGGACAGCCCGUCAGAGACGAAAGAGGCUUCAGUACCCCGCGGAUCAAGGCCUCCGACUGUUAUGAUGCUGGUGGAUGGGCCGGGUGACUCGCAGGCAAGGGAUGACGGUGAUGUUGAAAUGGCAGAUCAAUAA
Aspergillus nidulans FGSC A4 is the source of this 931-nucleotide messenger RNA. RefSeq lists its product as uncharacterized. NCBI's taxonomy places the organism in Eukaryota, Fungi, Ascomycota, Eurotiomycetes, Eurotiales, Aspergillaceae. The record is from RefSeq and is a predicted model, not a curated record. The transcript is spliced from 2 exons. Gene Ontology annotation, molecular function: protein heterodimerization activity. Bases 467 to 931 code for a protein of 154 amino acids.